Molecule: messenger RNA, 2696 nt
Organism: Anopheles darlingi
Lineage: Eukaryota; Metazoa; Arthropoda; Insecta; Diptera; Culicidae
Gene: EndoB
Product: endophilin-B1
Exons: 7
Coding region: 243-1331 (362 amino acids)
Cellular component (GO): cytoplasm
Molecular function (GO): protein binding
Source: RefSeq, a predicted model, not a curated record
UCGAGAUUGCAAGGGAAGUGGUUAUGAGGGGUGAAAAUCAAUAAAAAUUCAGAACAGCAAAUAACAAAGGAGUUUGUAACAACAAAAAUUGCGUUUUCUCCUAAAGUUAAGUGUUUUCCCGUGAAUGGUUAUGUUGUAAGAUUGCUCAGUUUGGUGUUGAAUUAGGUAACCAUUUGAUUCUGGGAAGCCACCGUUAGUUUGCUUCCUUGAUCUUCCUCCGAUCAAUCCACGAAAGUCUAAAGAUGAAUAUCAAAAUGCCGGAUUUUGAUGUGAAAAAGUUCGUGAAAGGCGCGGGAUCCACGCUCUCCCGAGUAGUACAGCUCACGGAAGAGAAACUCGGAACGUCGGAGAAAACCGAAAUGGAUGCCCGAUUUGAACACUUGAGCGAGCGGUCGGAUUCUGCUAAACUGUGGACGGAGAAAAUAGUACGAGACACAGAAGCGGCAAUUGUGCCGAAUCCGGCAAAUCGAGUAGAGGAUUUCAUUUUCGAGAAAAUAGAAAAGCAGAAACCCAAACGACUCAGCAACCUUGAGUACCUGGGCCUGGACAUGAUCGAGGCUGGCGGGGAGUUCGGCCAAGACGGUCCAUACGGCAGUGCUUUGAUCAAGGUUGGACAAGCGCAGCAGAAACUCGGUUCUUGUGAGCGUGACUUCAUUGGUUCAGCCGGAAUGUGCUUUAUUCAGCCGCUUAAAAAGUUCCUCGAUGGCGAAAUGAAAACCAUCACCAAGGAGAAAGGCAUCCUGGAAAGCAAGCGACUCGAUCUUGAUGCCUGCAAAAACCGCGCUCGGAAAGCUCGAAGCAUGAUCGGACAGCAAACGAAGGAUGGAAUAUCGCCAGAAGUGGCAUUAGAACAGGCGGAACGCGACCUUCGGGUAGCACAGUCCGAGUUCGAUAGACAGGCGGAAAUCACCAAACUGCUGCUGGAAGGAAUCAGCACCACCCAAGCAACACACUUGCGCCACCUUCAUUCACUAGUCGAGGCACAGGUUCGCUACUAUGGCCAGUGCAACAAAAUUAUGUCCGAUUUGCAACGAGAAUUGGUUAGUUUGGGUGGCCCUCAACCGUAUGUACCAGUUGCGGGAUAUGAAGAAGAGGAUACCUUAACUAAUCGAAUGAACAACAUCGAGCUGGGAGUCAACGCCGGUUAUCACCGGGCACGUGUACUCUGUUCGUACGAUGCUAAGGACGGUACCGAACUGAAUCUCACAUCUAAUGAGGUGAUCUUUGUCUGUGAAUGCAAUCCGCCGAACAGUGACUACAUGAACGGCAAGCAAGGUUUGCUCAAAGGAUUGGUACCCAAGGCGUUCCUUGAAAUGUUGGAUGAUGAAUAGGAAGGGGCGAUUGGCUGGCGCCAAUCUUUUGUUAGAUAAAUGGUGAAUCAAUGAUUCGCUUUGCACCAAAAUUUGCCAGGAUAUAAAUAUUAAACAUUACUUGUAUGGUUACAUUAAUAUAGUAAGCUGUUGCAAAGACGUUCACGAAUGCCGUGAGUCGAAAAAGCGUUUAAACACUUCUAGCAAACAAUUGUCGUACACACGGUUCAGCCAUGAGUAACGGUAAUCUUUCAUCCAUAAUGCCACAAGUUUCUCUAAUUAUAGCUAAACAUGGCCAGGAUUCUUUCGUAUCUGAUGUUUAACCGUGUGAAGUUAUAUUAGUUGCGCGAUAUUAGAAACCGCCAUCGUAUGGCGAUUAACUCCGUUACAAGACGCUUUUUGCCUGCAUGUUGCUCACAUCGAAAGGCCUUUUUGGGCUGUUACUCCAAUAGUUUCUUCGAUUUAGCGCAAUGUAUUGACAUAUACUCCGAAUCUAGUGAGGAACAGAGAAUCUCAUCUACUCGGUCCAACCAAUUUUGUGAGUGGCCGCACUAUGGAUUUCGUUAAGUUUCGUAUGCUUGCAGAAAAGUAAUUAUUCGUUUCGCUCCAUAGAUGUUAGGGGGCACAUAAAUUACCGAUGCACUUGUUACGGUCAAUUAACCAAAUGUUUAGAAACGUACUGCAAUCUACGCAUAGGUCACAUCAGCUACGAUUGCUUUCCGGAAGAAGGUAGUACGAGUGAGAAAAUGUUUUCAUUACAAAAAAAAAUAAACAAAAUACUGUUGCACACAUUUACUCAGCUCCAGUUAGAUAUUUACCCUAAACGAUAAAUAUGAUUAAAAAGUUCACAAAUCCCCUUAACUCAACAUUCCUUACAAGGCGAAGGCGGAAGCGACCUUUCCUCUACGAUAAUUCGUUCCAUGUACGUAUCCCGUUUUGAAAAGUUAACAUUAGUUAUGCUUAUAUCGCUGAAUAGCUUCAAACAGUGCAAAAACGUCCUUAGACUCUCUACACGAUGGUAAAUUCGCUAUGCAAAAAUUGUCUUCUAAAAUGGAUCUUCUUUGUUUUUUGGUUCCGCCACAGAGCAGAACAUUUCCCACGAAAUUACAUAAAAUCUACCACUACUAAUAAACAAUUACUUGCAAUAACUGAUAUGAUACUUAACGUGCAAUUCUAGAACGUAUAACCACGCGGAAUCUAUUCAUAAUGCAAACCAAGUGUUGUUGAAAAUAAUCUCAACAGAACAAAAUGGAUGAGAACAUCCCCAACGAAAGGCUAAUAAACUAAAACAUGUCAUUGACCAGCUGAAGGUUUAUGCGAGUUAACAUCAUCCGGAACCGGAUAAAUUGAAAACUAGCAGAGCAGUGAAAUGAUUCUUGUGUAGUA